Molecule: messenger RNA, 1515 nt
Organism: Hyaloscypha bicolor E
Lineage: Eukaryota; Fungi; Ascomycota; Leotiomycetes; Helotiales; Hyaloscyphaceae
Exons: 1
Coding region: 1-1515 (504 amino acids)
Source: RefSeq, a predicted model, not a curated record
AUGGCUACCCGCAUCGUCCUGCUUCGAAGCCCACCGUGGCGCACCACAUGCCCACACUUGACCUACCAGGAAGUGUUCCAACAUCUCGUCUCAACAGGCAAGGCAAGGCAUAUUCAGGGUGAGAUGUCGACGACCAGGGCACCUGAUGGAUACCUACCACAUUCGUGGAACGUCCUCACCGAACUCGAUGUCCUCCCACCUCCUGUCGCAAAGGAGGCUACGUUCCUCAAUGAAGCUAUCGCUGCCAUCGAAGCAAAGGCGAAGGCGACUGAACUUAGUGGCGUUAGGCAAGAGGAAGCUCAAGCCGCCGGGGCGAGUGUUGACAAAGGUGACAAUACCCACGUGGACGGAACAUCCAAUGGUGGCAACACUACGACGGUUGUAUCAGGGCAGAAGGGGUACGGAAAUCAUAGCGCGGCGGUGACGGCGGCUGCUAUGCAACAUGUGUGGAAUGCGCCAGGGGAGUUGCAUCUCGAGGGAGCGACGUUGCUUGGAAGACGAGGCCAGAAGGGAUCCAGUGGGUUGAGAGAAAGGUCUGAGCGCGAUGCUACUCACGUCGACGGUAUCCGAGCAGCCGACCAGAUUGUCAACAAGGGCACUGAGACUGGAGGGACCGAUCUGGUCGCCAACGGCGGGGACUCCACUUCAACAGCUGAGGCUAGCACCACUGCCGUCGGCUCUCCUCAAGCAACCUAUCCCAGCAUCAACACCACCUCCAACCCCCAAGUACUUCACCCCACGCUUUCCAACCUCGACGUGCCCCUCCCCCCAGUCCCCGCCGAAAACUACCUCUUCAACUACACCACCCUCUCCCACUCCCUAAAAUACCUCCGGCUAUCCGAACAAGGCUUCACCUCCCCCUGGACCCUCUCGCCCCUGGGGACCUCCUGCUUCCUGACCAUCGAAGGCACAACCCCAACCCCAUCCAGCACCCCCAACAUAACAUCCGACAGCCUCGCCACCACGGUGCUCUGCUCCUACAUCUCCAUCCCCUCUCUGCCCAACACCACACUCUCGCUCCCGCUACUCUCAGACUUUCUCCUACCAGCAAGAAAUAGACGAAGAGAUAAAGGCGCCGGCGCAGGCUGGACCCCGGACUCGAAACACGUGACCAGAAUCGAGCUAGUGCGAGGCGACACGUUGAUCCUGCCACCAUGCACUCUGUACCAGCUACACUAUACCCACGACACGUUGACCUCGAACGGGAUCUUCAUGCUGCGGGCGAACCUGCGGCUUUCCCUGCAGACGUGGAAAUGGGACAGUCUGGGGAAGAGCAAACGGGCUUUCACGGAGGCGAAAGCGUUGCUUGAGGUGUUCAAGAGCGAGGUGAGACGCGAUCCGGAGGGAUGUGGGGUUGCUGGUGAGAGUGGGUUGGUGCAGGUUGAACGAGAUUGUGCAGUGAUUGAGGGGGAGUUGGAGAGGGAGGGGGAGGGCUCUGAGGAGGUUUUGCGGGGGCUGCAGAUGGGUGUUGCGAGGGAGUGGGAGGAGUUUAGACGUAGGGAAGCCGGGACCUGA